UUAUAGAACGUAAUGGUAUGAUCUUUUGUUGCAAUCUUGGAAACUAUUUGUGCUGUGUCCUUGGCAUCCUUGAGAAAGAUCUUGAUAAUCUUCUAGCGAACUAGAUUUUGUUUUAUCCUUUUUUCCCAAUUUAGCUUUAAGGAAUAAUUAGCAUGAGUAUGGGCGUUAGUACAGAUAUACUAGCAUAUGUUCGUGAGCGUUGAUUAGAUAAGUUUGCAAGUCUCUUUUGCAUAUCUUUAUUUUUAAUAUACAAAACUGAUGCAAGGGAAAAUACCGAGUGAAAAUUGUUGACAGUUACUUUAGAAGAGUUUUAUAAUGGACAUGGUUCUUUGGGCUUGUUGAAAAUCAAUUCCUAUUGUCCACUGAGUAAGACUGAUGGUACCAUAAACUGAAAAGGUAUUAAGGCAGCUGUACUUAAUAUUAGAUUAGAAUAGCAAUGAGUUUUGGGUUAUUGAAAAUUAUAUUACACAUGAACAUUAAUGGAUGAAUCAGGACUAGAGGCCAAGUGCUUUGGAAUUGCUUUGUAUAUAUUUGAAAGGUGGCCCUUUUAUUCGAAAUCAUGCAUUACUACUUAAGCGUAAGAUUUGUGUACAUACAUAAAAUUACAAUUGCAAAACAAAAACAUAAAAUUACAAUUGCAAAACAAAAAAUUUCAGAAGGCUGACAUCAAGUUGUCUUUCUGCCAAUAGCAACUGAAUUAUAUAAAAGCAUCCUCUUUGAGUGAUCAAUUGUCCCUAGAAAGCCUCUUCAUAUGCGAAUUUUCUGUCAUACAGUGCCUUUCUCUGGUAAUGGAGUGUUUGUAUUCUCUUUCUCUCUCUCUUUUCUUAUUAUAUGUGGUGAUUUUAUAAGCACUAUCUGUGAUUUUCACAAACUUUUAUCCAUAUUGCACUAAUAUCUUAAAUUUUUUUACUUCUUCUUCUGUUUUUGUAUCUCCAAAAAAUUCCCAAUUGUUUCGAACUUUCUCUUGCUUUUUAGAAUGGAUAUUUACGGGAUCCCGGAUCAAACCUUAUUUCAUGACACGGUUGAUGAAAGUGAUGAUGAAGUGGGUGAACAUUAUGAGGCUAGAGCAUCAACAAAGAAAGAUAGGAAACGGCAAGAGCGAGAAGCUCAAAGACAGGCUGAAGAAGCUACACGUGAAUCAAGGCAGACCAAACAAGACCGUUAUGCAGAAAUGCGGAGGAGGAAGGAUGAAGAGCAUGAGGCACGGGAGCGUAUGCUGGAAGAAGAAGCCAAGGCUCAAAAGGCCAAAGAGGAGGAAGCAGCUGCAUUAGAGUUUGAGAAAUGGAAAGGGGAGUUUUCAGUUGAUGCUGAAGGAACGACAGAAAAUGAAGUGCAAGAUGGAAAUCAAGAUUUGCUAUCCGAGUUUGUGGAAUACAUAAAGAGACAAAAAUGCAUUCCCUUGGAAGAUCUUGCUGCAGAAUUCAAGCUGAGGACUCAGGAAUGUAUUAAUCGGAUAACCUCCCUGGAAAAUAUGGGGAGACUUUCAGGUGUAAUGGAUGAUAGAGGAAAAUAUAUAUACAUCUCACAGGAAGAGAUGAAAGCUGUUGCUGACUAUAUCAAGCGUCAAGGGAGGGUUAGCAUAUCACAUCUAGCCAGCAAGUCCAACCAGUUCAUAGAUUUGGAGCCAAAAAUACAGUUCGUGGAAGAAAUUAGCAAUAUGGAGGAGAUAACUGCCACUUGACCUUGAUCCUUGAUCCUUGAUCAUGUGUAUCAGCAAAAAUUUUAACAUGGAGCAGGAUCUAGAUUACAGAUAAACAUUAGAUCUCAUGUACAUUUAGAGAAGAGACGGCCACGAAGAUCGCCAUAUAUAGGAAAAGAAUGUUACAGGAUAGUUUUGUGAUGAAUUUGGUUAUUCCUAAGAAAUUGUGGUGUUUAUUAUUCCUUUUGUUCAUCUAAAUGGAGUAGAGAACUAAGUUUGAAAA
Manihot esculenta (cassava) is the source of this 1922-nucleotide messenger RNA. Its product is annotated as DDRGK domain-containing protein 1. The record is from RefSeq and is a predicted model, not a curated record. The coding region runs from base 977 to 1681 and encodes 234 amino acids. The transcript has 7 exons. NCBI's taxonomy places the organism in Eukaryota, Viridiplantae, Streptophyta, Magnoliopsida, Malpighiales, Euphorbiaceae.